Molecule: messenger RNA, 375 nt
Organism: Dibothriocephalus latus
Lineage: Eukaryota; Metazoa; Platyhelminthes; Cestoda; Diphyllobothriidea; Diphyllobothriidae
Source: the annotation of a GenBank genome assembly
AUGAUGCAGGAUCCGACAGAGGACACCGAGUGGAAUGCUAUUUUGCGUGAGAAGGGAAUUUUACCGCCUUUACCGAAGCCAAAGGAAGAAUCACCUGGUCCAUCGCCUGAAACAAAAAGACGAGAAGCCGCCGAGGGCCUCUCCUAUGACAAGCUAACGGCAAAGAUCGAGGCCCUUGAGGAUGGCGGUCAGGACGAUGAUGAAGCCAAAUUCCUCGAGGAGUACCGUCAGAAGAGGCUGGCAGAGAUGCGUCAGGCAGCCGCCAGGGCGAGGUUCGGCAACGUCUGCGAGGUGACCAAGGUCGACUGGAUGAAGGAGAUUAACCAGGCCGGAAAGGGUGUCUACGUGGUGGUGCAUAUUGCGCGCAAAGGGUAA